AUGGGGAAUUGCCAGGCAGCGGAUGCGGCAGCGGUGGUGAUCCAGUACCCGGGCGGGAAAGUGGAGAGGCUACACUGGCCGACGACCGCUGCCAAUGUCAUGAAGAGCAACCCAGGGUACCACGUGGCCCUCGUAACCCUCGACGUCCCGCCAAAUGAGAGACACGAUGGCGGCGUUGGGAUCCGGAUUACCCGGGUGAAGUUGCUCAAGCCCAAGGAAAUGCUUCUGCUCGGCCAAGUUUACCGGCUGAUCGCCUCUCAAGAAGUCGCAAAAGCUCUGAGGCGAAGGCAAUAUGAGAAGCUGAAGAAAAGCCAGAAAGAAAUGAUUAUGAAACAGAAACAGCAGCAGAAGCAGAACGGAGAUGAAACACAGGAGGAUGCAGAAAGAAGACAUGAGGUAACAAGACAAGAACAAGAUCCACUGAAGAACACACAGACGACAAUGAGAGGCAGACAAUGGCGUCCUUCGCUCCAGAGCAUCUCAGAAAUGUCAGGCUAGUUGUGCAAUAGUUUACAAAACAUAAAAUGAAAUCUUGACAGAAUUCAAAGAUAGAUCUCAACCAUUAACUAAUCUUGUGUGUCUGAUGUGUUCAUGAAUAGUUUAAUGUAUACCAUGAAAAUUUGAGAUACAGGGUAACGUUGCCAGAGGAAAACCAGCCUGUAAAGAUAGAUUUCCAAUAACGGUUGAUGCAUGUAUUCCCCAGAUUGAUUUCAACAGGGAAAACAUAUGUAAUCAUAAACUAGAAUUGACGGAGAAUGAAUUUGGGGUUUUUCAAUCCUGUAGUCAGAACAAUUUUACAAUUACAACAUCCUUAUUCAGUUAUCAGUAGAACCAAAAAAAAAAUCAUGUGAAUGCUCAAUGAUCAAUAGGCUGUUGGAAAUUC
Messenger RNA from Zingiber officinale, 883 nucleotides. RefSeq lists its product as uncharacterized. The record is from RefSeq and is a predicted model, not a curated record. Lineage: Eukaryota; Viridiplantae; Streptophyta; Magnoliopsida; Zingiberales; Zingiberaceae. Bases 1 to 498 code for a protein of 165 amino acids. The transcript has 3 exons.